Oryzias latipes (Japanese medaka) is the source of this 2791-nucleotide messenger RNA. RefSeq lists its product as uncharacterized. NCBI's taxonomy places the organism in Eukaryota, Metazoa, Chordata, Actinopteri, Beloniformes, Adrianichthyidae. The record is from RefSeq and is a predicted model, not a curated record.
GUUUACGUUGAGGGCGGAGCCAAACGACUGUUUUCGUCUCCCCGGAAUGAGGAAGAGGAGCGACGGACGGAUGAAGAAAGAUAAACAAACAGCCGCGCAGCGGGGCUCCUGCGGACCCGCGGAAGUUCCUCUGUGAAGAGCGAGGUUGUUGCGCGAUGCCUCACCAUGGUUCUGUGGCAGCUCUGCACUCUGGAGCACCUGAGGACCUCCAGCUUCGGGUAUCCUCCUCCUCGCCACGGCCUCCAGCUGCUGUUCUGGUUCGCCAACGACUGUGUGACCUCUGACUCCCACAUCACCAUGAAGCUGCAGUCCCACGUUCAGCCAGAGGAGGGCGACUUCGGCUUCCACGUGUUCGGAAACGUGGAAGAGCUUCUUCCCGCGCUGAGCAAAGCCAAGAAGCGUAAGAAGCAGUUGGUGUACUUUGUGGUUGGAAACCUGAACGCUGACAGGUACGCGGCCGCCGCCAGCCUCCCGCCGUACGUGAGGGAGAACUACAACACGUUUGGCGGCUACGACUCCAACAACACGGACCGCAUCAUCAUCAGCUACCAGAGGACCAGCCGGCAGGUGGAGGCGGUCUACGUCACAGAGCACGACGACGCCGACCUCGGGAUGUUCAGGCACGACGGGACCUUCCAGGUCAGCGCCGAGCUGAUCCGAGCUCUGCAGAACCCUCAGCUGGACCUCAGCGCCUUCCUGACCCAGAUGGGUUACUAUGGAGACGUGGAGGUGAUGGCGGGUUCGGCGCAGGUGGACCCGCUGGUGCUCAGCAUGAUGCAGAACGACCCCGUUGGGUUCUUCACGGAGGCCUUCAGCCGCCAGAUGCAGCUGGACGUGGAGCCGUUCGGCUGCAGGUCGUUCCCUGAGUGUGACGCCGCUGCAGGCGACCGUGCAGCCCAAUGCGGCGCCCUGCAGCGGAGAAACAGGAAGCCCAAAGCCAGCAGGAAGGCCAGGCCCUCCAGGCAAACGCAGCUGCCUCUACCCUGGGAGCCAUGUGGGCGGAGCUACGGAUGGGAGCCGAUCGAGUCCUUCUACCCAGGUUAUUACCGCGACGAUAAGAAGGGGCCAGGCGGUGGGGGCAUCAGCUUCUGGAAGAUGCUCCUGGGCAUCGGCGCCCUCUAUGUGGCCUUCAAAUGUCUGCGCUGGUGGCUGAGCAGCUCCAGCAAGGACGACUGGAACAAAACCGUCCUCAAGAUAUUUCCACGGAAAUCCCCCCGUCAUCCCGGGACGCACGUGAUGCUGGACUACGUUUACUAGAAGGUCAAAGGGUCACAGCGACUCACACCUGAUCCUGAAAGAAGAAACCUAAACCUUUUCAGGUUUGUUGAAGGAUCCGCUUCAGAUCUGGUCACAGGAAGAGUGUGAAGAAAAAGACCUUAAAACAUUUGAUGAUCAAAACCGACCAUCCGAACACUUUUAACAUUUAAAUUAUACUAUUAAUGCAAACAUGAAAGUAAAACAACCUUUUUUUAAAACACUGAAGGAGCUACGGACAACUGGAAGGUUUUGACCACCAGCUUUGGUCAAAAGCUCCAAACAUUUUUUAUCCUUAAUUCUUAACAUUUAAACAGUGUUGCCAGGUUGGGCCGUUUCCCGCCUAAUUGGGCGGUCAAACAUUGCUUUGGGUGGGUUCUGAGUCGGUUCGGCUGUUUUUACUUCCUUAUUAAAAUGUGUUUCCAUGGACAUGCAGUCAAAGCAGGCCGUGCCUCACCUGCCAUCUUCCUCACCUUCCAUCUUCCUCACCUGCCAUCAUGAGAUGUAUACUAAUAAUAAUACUUUUAGUGGACAUAUUUGUCCAAUAAUCUGUGCUACUAAUGAGAUUUAUAUGUAUAUUCUAAUCAUUUUAAUCAUUUUCAUCCUCAAAAUUGUUGUAUUUUGCGUGUUUCCUGCUCAACAACAGUGCAGAUCACACAAUCCCGUGCACACUGGGUUGAUUACGUGCCUUUAGCUUACUCAGCGUAUGCUAAUGAUGUGAUGCUUUUUAAAGAGAUUUUAUUUCAUGUCCUCAGUGUUUGCAUCUGACAUAAAGCUGCACUAAAACAAAUACGUACAGUCAUGCAGUACCUCCGCUUUAGCUGAAGAGGGCGCACCUGAGCUUUUGAAAACUGAACAUUUUUGCCUUUUGAAGUAUUUGUGGUAAAUUUAAAUCAAAUGAGAGAAAACACAGAAAUAAUAUGAUAAAAGUGUCUCCAAAUGUCCUUAAGUCUGAUCAAUAAUAAUGAUCAGAUGCUGCUUCCUUCUCUGAUGUUCUAUUUUUAAUCCAUAAUUAUCCAGUUUGUUUAUGCGGGUUUUGUUUUUUUGUUUGUUUUUUUGUUUUGUUUCCAACUUUCACAAAAAAAAAUGCAAUGUUAGAAAAUGACCCAAAAGAUGAAAAUGGAAAGUUAAAGUCUAAAUUUGUCAAAUUUCCUUUUCCUCCAAGGAAAUGAUGAUGAUGAGGAUGAUGAUGAUGAUGAUGAUGAUGCUUCUCCAGGAAGGAAAACAACUUUUCUAUUAGUGAUAUUGAUAAGGAAACAGUCGAUCAUUUAUUUUAUGAAUCUAUUUAUGUUUUGGAGAAUUUUAGUGUUGCACAAAACUGUUUACACAUAAAUAGGAAAAUCUCAGGUAAAACGAUGUUUGAUUUAGCUGUUAGUGUUUGAUUGACACUUGGAAAAUGUUGUGUUCAUAAGAAAAGGUUUUUAAAAAUCAAACAACUCUUUAAUAUGUUUCAUAGGGAAAUCUGCUUAAUUACUCACUUAAAUUGUACGUGAGGUCGUGUUUAUUCUGUGGUGGAUGUUAAUAAAGUUCAACAGGA